Racocetra persica is the source of this 494-nucleotide messenger RNA. The record is from the annotation of a GenBank genome assembly. Lineage: Eukaryota; Fungi; Glomeromycota; Glomeromycetes; Diversisporales; Gigasporaceae.
AUGGAUGCUACCUAUAAUACUCUCGCAUUAUACCUUACGCAAAAGAUAUCAAGUCAUUCGUCUCGUGACCGAUUCCUUGUCGCCAUUGCUGGAAUACCGGGUUCAGGGAAGUCCACUUUAGCAAAAACUCUUGUUGAACGUGUAAAUGAACUUGUGGGGGGAAAUGUCUCUGUAAUGGUGCCAAUGGAUGGGUAUCAUUAUCCAAAAAAAAUGUUAGAUACAUUUCCAGAUCCUAAAGAAGCCUAUGCUCGAAGAGGUGCAUAUUGGACAUUUGAUGCGCAAGGUCUUCUUACUUUGACGGAAGCUCUCCGACGUCCUAUUGAUAGCAGUCAAACAAUAACUGCACCAUCGUUCGAUCAUGGUAAAGGCGACCCUGUCGAAAAUGAUAUUGAAAUAUUACCAAGUCAUAAAUUGGUGAUAAUGGAAGGACUUUACCUCCAUUUGAAAGAACCACCAGUUUGGAAAUCAAUUGCAUCACAUAUGGACGAAUUCUG